This is a messenger RNA of Spathaspora passalidarum NRRL Y-27907, 1143 nucleotides long. RefSeq lists its product as uncharacterized. The record is from RefSeq and is a predicted model, not a curated record. Gene Ontology annotation, molecular function: tRNA binding. The coding region runs from base 1 to 1143 and encodes 380 amino acids. The transcript has a single exon. Lineage: Eukaryota; Fungi; Ascomycota; Pichiomycetes; Serinales; Debaryomycetaceae. Gene Ontology annotation, biological process: tRNA wobble position uridine thiolation. Gene Ontology annotation, cellular component: cytosolic tRNA wobble base thiouridylase complex; mitochondrion.
AUGGCCACUAUCACCACCACCACCAUGGAAAAGAAACCGAUCAAAGUAUCUGCUCUCUGUGAGCUAUGUCAUUCCCGUAAAGCUGUCAUGAAACGUCCCAAGAACUUACAAAAACUAUGUAAGGAAUGCUUCUACCAUGUAUUUGAAACCGAAAUUCACAACACCAUAACCAGUGCCAAACUAUUCUCCCCUGGUGAUUCAGUAGCUAUUGGUGCUUCUGGUGGUAAAGACUCCACGGUGCUAGCAUCUAUUCUCAAAACUCUUAAUGAGAGAUAUAACUACGGCUUGAACUUGGUCUUGCUUAGUAUCGACGAAGGUAUCAAAGGAUAUCGUGAUGACUCACUUGCCACGGUCAAACGUAACCAGAAACAGUACCAGAUGCCCCUUGAAAUCGUGUCAUACAAGGAUCUUUACGACUGGACCAUGGAUGAAAUCGUGUCGUGUGCCGGUAUACGUUCGUCUUGUACUUAUUGUGGUGUAUUGCGUCGUCAAGCUCUCGAUCGAGGUGCUGCUAAACUAGGCAUCAACCAUGUCGUCACAGGCCAUAAUGCCGAUGAUAUGGCCGAGACCGUGUUGAUGAAUAUCCUUAGAGGUGAUGUUGCCAGAUUAGAAAAGAGUUGCAGCAUCAUGACUGAAAGUGUGGGAUCGCCUGUCAAACGUUCCAAGCCGUUCAAGUAUACUUAUCAAAAGGAAAUCGUGUUGUAUGCCCAUUACAAAAAGUUGGAUUACUUUAGUACCGAAUGUUCGUAUGCUCCUGAAGCAUUCAGAGGUACUGCGAGAGAGUUGUUGAAGUCGUUGGAGGCAAUCAGACCUUCUUGUAUUAUGGAUAUUAUCUACAGUGGUGAACACCUAAGUUUGGCUCCAAAAAAGAAAAAGACUACUGUUCUGUACAAGAACAAGAAGAAGUUGAAUGCCGAAACUGAGAUCAACUCCGAUGGGUCGGUUUCCUUACCUAAGAAGCAAGAGUUUAAAGACGGAAAUAUCUGUGAAAAAUGUGGUUAUUUAUCGUCAAACAAAAUAUGUAAAGCCUGUAUUUUAUUAGCAGGAUUGGAAAUGAAUCGACCAAAGGUUUCAAUCGACAACAACACUGCUAUUGAUGGAGCUGCAAAGCUUUCCAAGACCUUGGAACAAUUGAGCUUUUAA